This is a messenger RNA of Hermetia illucens (black soldier fly), 4279 nucleotides long. RefSeq names its product fibroblast growth factor receptor homolog 1-like. The coding region runs from base 929 to 3427 and encodes 832 amino acids. NCBI's taxonomy places the organism in Eukaryota, Metazoa, Arthropoda, Insecta, Diptera, Stratiomyidae. Gene Ontology annotation, biological process: positive regulation of kinase activity; positive regulation of cell population proliferation; protein phosphorylation. Gene Ontology annotation, cellular component: signaling receptor complex; membrane. The record is from RefSeq and is a predicted model, not a curated record. The transcript has 11 exons. Gene Ontology annotation, molecular function: ATP binding; fibroblast growth factor receptor activity.
CUGCGCCGAGCAUAGAGUACGCGGUUCUUAGCGCACCGCGUCCAAAUCCAAAUCCACCCUCUCAGUCGCAAACGAACAAUCAGUGUUGAGUUGGACGCGGUCCAUGUCGUUUUGAUAUUUCUGCUUGUGAGUGUGCUGGUUCCUUGGUGCGUUCAGUUCGCGUUCGCGAAGAUCCACUUAUCGUUAUCCUCAGCCGCGGCUUCUUUGAGCCCCAGCGGCUUUUGAAGGUCGCCGAAGUACGCCUGUUUUUGAAACUCGUCUGUGAGGAUAUUCGGUCUCGGCCCUUCUUGGAGUGGGCGGUUUGAACGAGGUGGUGAUGAUUGUCUCUGAAUAAUUUGAUGAUGGGAAGGUGUGAACGUAAUUAGUGAAUGAUGGGCUAUUAUACCUGAGGAUUACCAGUGAUUUGCCAGGUGAUAUAUUCUUUCGAGGAGUUUAUUUAAAUUAGUUUGUUGAUUUGGAUCCAUUGAUUUUUUUGAAAUUCAUUCGGUGUUAGUGCUUCGUGUUUGGACUAGGAAAAUAUUUGUGUUGUGCUAUUCAACCUUGAUAUUUUACAUUCUGAGAAAAUAGAAAGUGUUUACUAUCUUUUAGUGGAAAAAUCGCAGAAAGAAUUUUUUUUUGCGUCUGUUGCUCCUCGCUCUCAGUCAAAACAAGGGAAAAUUAGUCUUUUCGGAUCGUCAGCUCCUUGCAAAAUCAAAUGGAAAAUAUACGAGUACACCUAGGCGAAAUGAAAAAAUGGAAUCGUUUACGAAUGAUUAGUUUUUUCGUGAAAACAUCAGACAGACAACAAUAAAUAAAUCACUCGUGUGUGCUAACAGGACAGUAUAAACAUUUAAAUCUUCUAAUUGUAAAAAAGAAAAGUUCGCUGAAUUUCAAAACAAGUAAGUGCUGCCAAAGUGCUGAAAAUUUGUCAAUUUGUUCAUUCGGAAAAAUGGGGCCCACCUCGAAAACGACGGUUUCAAUGGCGAUCAGUUGGAUUAGUUUACUUCUAGUAUUAUUUUUAAAUUUAAAUUUGGCUGUGGCACGGCGGAUACCAACGACAACAUAUGACGAUGUCAUCCAAAUCAGUUUAGAAAACAAAGGUGAUAUAGAGGAAAAAGUAAUAAUUUACUCAAGAAUAGCGCUCAAAUGUGAGUUCGAUAAUCCAUUAUGGUUCAAAAAUGGAGAGAAACUUCCAGUGGAAAUUCGACGAAACAAAAUAAUCAAAUUCGAUAAAAUUAAGAAAACCGACGCUGGCAUCUACACUUGUCGAUCGGAGGACAAUAGAUCGUCCAAUUUAACACUCAGCGUUCUACCAGGCGGUGAAAUUAAGAAAAAUUUCAACAGCAAUAUGAAAGUGUUUUCGCAGGUUGCAGAGAACGUAACAGAACAAAAUGAACAUUUGGAUUUGAAUAAUGAUGACAAUGCAGAUGAUUCGGAGGAUUACACUGACAAGGAGCAAACUAAGGAGUCGAUUGAAGGCUUCAAACCCGUUUUUAGACUUAAGUCAAUGGUGAGGACCAUCGUGAAACCAUCAGGAAGCUACGUCAAAAUUAUUUGUUCAUUCGAUGCGCAUCCCACGCCCAAUGUUACGUGGACCAAAGAAGGAAAGCCCAUAACACGCACCAUGGGGGAAGUUCACUACAAAAAGUGGUCAGUGCAAAUGGAAGAUGUCAUUCCAGAGGAUUCCGGUCUAUACAAAUGUGAAGUGUGUAACAUAUACGGAUGCGUCGACUACACAACCAAACUGAUUAUUCAAGACAGGCUCCGAUCACGGCCAAUCAUAGCGGAAGGAUAUCCAAAAAACCUGACCCUUUUGGUGAAUAUGACUGGCAGAUUUGAAUGCAAGGUACUCACGGAUUUGGAGCCUUUUAUCACCUGGGUCAAACACGAUAUAAAUGGUCGCAAUGACAGUAACAUAACAUCAUCCGAGACUGUAAUAAGGACCUCAAUUGACGAAAUACGUAAUCACUCAAUCCCAGGAUAUGUAGUGUGCAAGACUGAUCCAGAAAUGCCACAUAUCCUACGAUUAGUGAAUGUUACGUACGAGGAUGAAGGAUGGUAUACCUGCGUCGCAGCAAAUAGUUUGGGAGCAUCAACCGCUAGUGCUUAUCUUCAUGUAACAGACGAAAUCAUCGUUAACGAAGCACCAUCCGUUGCAUCACUGCGGAACCAAUGGUUCACUGUCGCCACAGCACUAAUAAUUCUCCUAUGCUUCUUCGGCGCAAUAAUAAUGUUCAUGUUGCGAAAGUGGAGGCACGACAAACUUAUAAAGCACCGAAUGGAAACCGUCCACCAGUGGACAAAGAAAGUUGUCAUAUAUAAACCCAGCCCCGAAGGUGGUACCUCCGACGAAAUGAUUAUGCCCAUCAUUAAAAUCAAGAAGCAAAGGACAACCUUACUGCAGAACAGCAAUAGCGAUCCAGCUCCAUUCAAUGAAUACGAAUUCCCGUUGGACUCUACUUGGGAGAUACCGCGACAUCAGCUCGUUUUAGGCGAUACGCUAGGCGAAGGUGCAUUUGGACGGGUAGUUAUGGCCGAGGCACUCGGUAUUGAAGGUCACGGAAAAUCCACAAUUGUCGCCGUGAAAAUGGUGAAGGAGGGCCACACAGACGCCGAUAUGGCUUGCUUAGUCCGGGAAAUGGAAGUCAUGAAAAUGAUCGGCAAGCACAAGAAUAUAAUUAAUCUGUUGGGAUGCUGCAGCCAGGAUGGUCCGUUGUACGUAAUUGUGGAAUAUGCGCCAUACGGAAACCUUAAAGACUUUUUGAAAGCAAAUAAAAUGUGUCAAUUACCGGAUGAUCUUCGAUGCGGAGACGAGAAGGAUCAGAAGGUGCUAACGCAAAAGGACUUGAUUUCUUUUGCGUAUCAAGUGGCUAGAGGAAUGGAGUAUUUGGCAUCGAGACGGUGCAUUCAUCGCGAUUUAGCUGCUAGGAAUGUCCUGGUAAGCGACGAUUAUGUCAUGAAGAUUGCCGACUUCGGUCUUGCGCGAGAUAUCCAAGACACGGACUAUUACAGAAAGAAUACAAAUGGUCGACUUCCAAUCAAAUGGAUGGCUCCGGAAUCAUUACAGGAUAAAUUUUACGACACAAAAAGCGAUGUGUGGUCUUUUGGUGUGCUGCUAUGGGAAAUAAUGACCUUCGGUGACCAACCCUACCCGAAGGUUACAGCCGAGGAACUGUACGGCUAUUUGUUAGAGGGGAACAGGAUGGAGAAGCCAUACCGAUGCUCGUUGAACAUAUAUCUGCUCAUGCGACAGUGUUGGAAUUUCGAUGCCGACGCUCGUCCAAGAUUCAGUGAAAUAGUCGAGAAUUUGGAUAAAAUUCUAACUUCGACGGCAAACGCUAACGAGGAGUAUUUAGAUUUAAGUGUGCCCUUGUUAGAAACACCGCCCUCCAGUGGCGAUGAAUCCGAUACUGAAACUUUUAGGGAAACAUUACUGCGGUACCACUGAAUGUGUCCCUGAAUGGUUUCCAAAUCCACACGCAAGAAUUGUUGAAAGGUUCCUUGGAACGCAGAUGGGAAAGUACUCAAUAAGACUGUCGAGUAGAAUAGUCGUGUAUUUGCGUGGUGCGUAUGAGUGCCGCCACGGCAAUUAAUUGUUGAUUUGAGAAUUUGUAAGUUUGUGUAUACCCUCCGGGCUCGCCGAUGGGGCGUGACCCGGGGGAACAAGCCCAACUACUUAAGGCACUACACGCGAAACUGUACAAAAUUUAGACAUAAGGUUCAUGAAUCACCAUUACUUUAUAUGUAGUACGAAUAUCCUUACUUUGUUACGAAUACAAUAAUCAAUACCAAAAACCUUUAACCGUAAGGAUCACUCGUUGUGGCCACCGCAGGAAAAUUCUUAGCUCAGCUAGUCAAAUAUGAGUUUCCAAAUAUACUUUAUAAGAGCAAAGAACUUUUUGGUAUUCGUAGCUAAUCGCAGGGCGGCAACUUUUGGUUAUUUUCAUCCGACAUUUCCAUUUUCAGUUUGAUUUUUCAUGGAUAUUUGAGAGUGUAAUGUACAUAGAAGGUUCGUUGUAAGGGAAGCAGCGGCUCACCUAAGGAGAAAUUGUUUAUUUGCAGUAGUUUUGACAAACUAUCAUUUAUAUUUGUAAAAACAAACGGAACAGCAUUUUAUGUGUAUAGACUUUAACAUAAUAUAGCAAUAAAGGAACGAAUUUUAAGGAUAUUUGGCAAAAUUUUAACAAAGUGGUAUCCACGUUUUUGUCACUAUGUAAAUUUACGCUAAUUAUUUGAUGCAGGAGUGGCUUUUGCAAUUCCAGUUGCUUAGGUUGCUUUUAAUAAAGUUAUUGACGUAAAA